This is a messenger RNA of Eurytemora carolleeae, 1317 nucleotides long. Its product is annotated as dentin sialophosphoprotein. Gene Ontology annotation, molecular function: zinc ion binding. Bases 54 to 1229 code for a protein of 391 amino acids. The record is from RefSeq and is a predicted model, not a curated record. NCBI's taxonomy places the organism in Eukaryota, Metazoa, Arthropoda, Copepoda, Calanoida, Temoridae. The transcript is spliced from 7 exons.
CCAAAUCUGAAAAUGCGGGAGUUGUUCCUUGAAAAUCUACAAAUUUUCAGAAAAUGGAGAGAAACGAGGGUCAAAAUUCCAAGUGGGAUGAAAAAAGUCAGGAAUCCGAUGUUUCUGUCACAGAUGAGAUUGAAACCAACAGAACAUUCAACACUUCUGAUAUCGCUGAAGUCGCUGUCACUGAGACAGCUUCUACCAGCUUGAAAGCAGACUCGAUCACACCUACUGAUACUUCUUCCAAUGUCAUGAGAAAUGUUACAGCUUCUUCAACCAAUGCAAUAAUGGGCCUUGUGAAAGCAAGUCCAAAUGUUUCACGGAAAGUAUUUGGUAAUACAGAAACAAAUAAAACCGACGAAACAACCCUGAGCAAAGCUACUGAAUCAACUACGACAAACAUCAAAAGCUUAGAGAAUGAUAAACCAGAAUUAGGUUUGAACAAUGCUUCAGAGAGUCCAAUUGAUCUGAACAAUUCCAAUAUAAGUUCAGAUAAUGAUCUGAACAAAGAAGAUGAGGACUCUGCUAAUGCAAUCGUGGAGGCUAGUCUGAAAAAAUCUGCUACGAUCUCAGAUACGACAGGAAGCUCUCAGAUAACCGUAAACAACUCUACUGCUAUCUCCACCAAUACUGAUGAUCAAGCACAAAAUAAAGCCAAUAAAAUUAUACGUUUCUCAGAAGAAGUGAAAAAUAACAGCUCAGGUGCAAAGCCUUCAUUCAGGGUUGAACAUCAUCCUAGACGAUCUAGAGAUAGACAGAGAAAACCAGAAGGACGAGCACAAACUUCGAGUAAAGGAUCUCGGAGUAGGUCUACAGAAGGAAGGAAGGAGACCAAGAACAGUAUUAUGAUGACAAGAAGUAGAAGUAGAAGUAAGGAGGCUAGAGGUAGAUCUACGGAGAUAAGAGGGAAAGCUCCUGAGGCUGGAGGGAAAGCUGCGAGAAGUAGAAGCUCCUCCAGGAAAAGGUUGAAGAAAGAUAAAGCUGACCCUAAGCCUGGCAGCUCAGCAGCUAAUCUUACACCAACACUCAUCAAACAGAAAAUUAGGUGUUCCACUACAAAGUGUCGGAAGAAACUAGGUCUAACAUCAUAUCCCUGCAGAUGUUUGAAGUAUUUUUGCUCUAAUCAUAUUUCAAGCAGUGAACAUGAAUGCGAGUACAACUAUCAUGAGGAAGCAAAAUCGAAUAUAAGGAAACAGAACCCGAGGAUCAAUGGAGAGAAGAUUAAGAAAAUAUGAUUUCAAAUUUUUUUUUUUUUUAAAUUCAUUUAUACGAUUAAAUUGAAGUGUUUCAUUGCAUUCAUUAUUAAUAUAAAUUCAUUGUUUA